This is a messenger RNA of Erpetoichthys calabaricus (reedfish), 2223 nucleotides long. It is a transcript of the gene plbd2, whose product is annotated as phospholipase B domain containing 2. NCBI's taxonomy places the organism in Eukaryota, Metazoa, Chordata, Cladistia, Polypteriformes, Polypteridae. Gene Ontology annotation, cellular component: extracellular region. The transcript is spliced from 12 exons. The record is from RefSeq and is a predicted model, not a curated record. The coding region runs from base 32 to 1708 and encodes 558 amino acids. Gene Ontology annotation, molecular function: glycerophospholipase activity. Gene Ontology annotation, biological process: phospholipid catabolic process.
GCUUCGGUCAUAUGACCUUCAGACGCGUGUCAUGGCUGCGGUUGGUUAUGCUUGCGGCUUCUCUGCGAUGUUUCGCUGUGCCGUGUUGUUGACUGCGCUCCUGUCGCGCGCCCAGGCUGAGGUCGUCUCCGUGGUUUUGGAUCGACAGACGGACAAGCUGAUCGUGAAGGCGGGCUUCGACCCCCAGUUUGUAGCGUGGGCCAACUUCACGGAUGAUAUUCAGCGGAGCGGGUGGGCAUACCUGGAAGUGACCACCAGUGGGUGCUACAAUGACAGUCUUCAGGCUUACGCAGCAGGAGCCGCGGAGGCAUCGCUCACAAAACAGCUCCUCUACAUGCACUGGAUGAACACUAUUGUGGGAUACUGUGGCCCAGUGCAACACGACAUGGGCUACUGCCAGAGGCUGAAGGACUACAUCAUCCGAAACCUGAAGUGGAUGGAGACCAAGAUGGACAGCGGAGAGGAUCCCGAGUACUGGCACCAAGUCCGCCUCAUCUUGCUCCAGCUCCGGGGCCUCGAGGACAGCUACAACGACGAGAUUGCUUUUCCUGUUUCUUUGUUCUCCAUCAACCCAUUUGGCUUCCUACUUUUCCAGCUGGGUGGAGAUUUGGAGGAUUUGGAGCCUGCCCUCAACAAGACGAACCACCGUCAAACACUCGGGUCAGGGUCAUGCUCGGCCCUCAUCAAGCUUUUACCUGGCAACAAAGAUCUCCUGGUUUCCCACGACACCUGGAGCACUUACCAAUCUAUGCUACGGAUCAUUAAAAAAUACACCUUUGCAUUUCACGUCUCACCAGAAGCUGAUUCAGUGAUCCCUGGCAAUGUGCAAGCCUUCUCCUCCUACCCAGGUUCCAUUUUUUCAGGAGAUGACUUCUAUAUUCUAAGCACUAAGAUGGUUGCAAUGGAGACAACAAUUGGGAACAGCAAUGCAUCUCUGUGGAAGUUUGUCACACCAGAGAACACGGUGAUGGAGUGGAUGAGGAAUAUCAUUGCUAAUCGGUUAGCUAAAUCGGGAAAGGAAUGGGCAAACAUUUUUAGUAAAUUUAACAGUGGCACGUACAAUAACCAGUGGAUGAUUAUUGAUUACAAUUAUUUUACUCCUGGCAAAAUGGACAUUAAAGAAAACUUGUUCAUCAUCCUGGACCAGAUACCGGGCCUCGUUAUGUACGCAGAUAAAACUGAAGAGCUGCUCCAGAGAGGAUACUGGGCGAGCUAUAACAUUCCCUAUUUUGAACAGACCUUCAAUCUGAGUGGUGGUGUGGAACUCGUUCAGAAGUACGGAGACUGGUUCUCCUAUGACAUGAACCCUCGAGCACAGAUAUUCAAGAGGAACCAGAGCCUGGUCACCGACAUGGAGUCCAUGAUCCGCCUAAUGAGGUAUAACAACUUCCAGAAUGACCCCCUUUCUAAGUGUGAAGGUUGCAAGCCCCCCUUUAAUGGGGAGAAUGCCAUCUCCGCCCGCUCUGAUCUCAAUCCUGCAAAUGGCACUUAUCCUUUUGGUGCUCUUAAGCAAAGACCUCAUGGCGGCACAGAUAUGAAGGUAACCUCGUUCACACUCUAUCAGAACUAUGAGCUAAUCGCCAUCAGUGGGCCAACGUGGGACCAGGUGCCUGUCUUCCAGUGGAGUCGGUCCUCCUACAGUGACCUGCUGCAUAUGGGUCAACCUGACCGCUGGGGUUUUCCUCCAGUGAGGGUCAGUUGGGGGUGAAUGUUGACCUCCAAAUGCUCCUUUGUCUGGUACUGAAUGCUCUACUGUUACUCUUAGCAUAUGGAAUGGGAAGCGGUUCAACUUCUAACACUUCUACUGAUUGCUUGUGAAAUCAAAGGAAUGGGCAAGCUUCUUUAACAGAAUGCAAUAAUUUUAAAUUGUUUUAGAUUAGGGGGGGAAAAAAUAAUCAAAAAAAUUCUAGAAUUUUCUUUCUAGCAGAGCAGACAAACUGUUUGUGUUCUGUAGCACCGGCUGCAUGCUGUGAACCGAGAGUUCAACGAAUGCUGCUGAUCAGUCAGUCCCUUUGAGGUGAGUCUGCGUGACUGUUGACCCCUACUUAGGCUAGUGAUUUCUACGAGAUCACUUUAAUUGUUUUAUGAGGUUUAGGUGACAUUGGUCACCAGGGAAGCAAGAAAGGACAACUCUGAGGCAGUGGAUGACCAGUCACACCAUUUCAAAUCCACCAUCCUUGUUUUAUGAAGCAGCCCACAUUUACAAAUGUGGUCCUCGUCAGG